Molecule: messenger RNA, 2685 nt
Organism: Phyllostomus discolor (pale spear-nosed bat)
Lineage: Eukaryota; Metazoa; Chordata; Mammalia; Chiroptera; Phyllostomidae
Gene: LRRC63
Product: leucine rich repeat containing 63
Exons: 11
Coding region: 905-2563 (552 amino acids)
Molecular function (GO): protein binding
Source: RefSeq, a predicted model, not a curated record
GGCGUCCGGGUGCGCUCUUUUGGGCGGGCCCGCGACCUCGCUCGACCGGUAUCUUACUGAGUAAAUCCCACGGGAACGGAGCGCGAUAAAAGAGGAAGAGUCGGCGGUUUGGGGGAGCGGUUGACUGCCCCGAAGGCGAGCUAGGGAGCCCGUGUUUCCCAGCACCUCUGCAGAUAACGCGGAGGAAAAACCCGGGACUGGGACCCCCUAGGGGGCGUGCUGGCAGGGGGCGCACCGUGAGCGCUGCUGCGUUUCGGGGGAUGAAACGGCCCGCGUUUGCAGCUCCCAUGCGUGUCCUCCCAGACCGUCAACGGAAUAUGGACGCCGUAGGCACUUAGAUGGAGCCCUGAAAACUAAGCGCACGUUCUUGGGGUCUGCCUGCUGGCAUCAUUUCCAGACAGUACUAAUUGUCACAGACGUCCUGGAGAAAUCUCAUUACACCGAAGACUGUAUCUUAUGUUUGGAUGGAAUAGUUAUACCCUGACGAUAGCGGUUGACAUUGAAAAGAAGUCCUUGUUACAGAAAGAAAACAGCUCGGAUAUUAGAUCCUGUGGGUCUUCGGGGGCUGUCAUGCAGGGGGGCACUUUCUCAUCUUUUGACCAGCAACUUUUUUGCCACAUGUAUAAGCUGAUAGCAUUUUGGAGAUAGAGAAAAAAACGAGUGUCCUUUCUGCUGCCCUGUAUUUAUUGGGGGAGAGCACUGGAAGAUUGAACUUUUUUGCUAACAAGGGGAAUUGUAGAAUGAUCGGAAUUCUGCUUGGGUUCAGCAUAGUAUUAACACGGAAUGAUUUUCAUUAAGAUGUAAUCUAGAUCCAAAUGAAUUAGUUUUCAGCAACAAUUCAAACACAUUCAAAAGCUUUUCAAUUCUUAAUAGUUGUGAGAAACAGUACUUAUCGUUAAUAAAAAUGCAAAACCACCCACAACUUCUUCUUCGAAGACCUUUACCUCCAAAGCUCCCUAAGUUGCCUUUAUAUAAGAAAGUCCGUACAGGUGGAGGAGUUCAGAGUGACAAAGAGCCCGAGAAUUUAGAGUUCAGGAAGGAAUUGCAACCGUCCGUCACCAUCUACAAUCUCUCUUUGGAGGAGCACGUACAUGUACGAAAAAGAGUGGCUACUGUGUCGGUGUCCCCAAAACCUCAGCUCGAUCACUGGGACAUUCCCGACACUACUGCUGGCUGCGUGUUUUUCCCCAGUUGUCCAUCAGCUUCCACUCGAGUUUUUAGGAAAGAAACCAAGCGAGCGAAGAGAUCAGGAAGACCGGAGGGACAGCCAUCAAGAAUAAAGAAGACUUCUGUUGAAAGCACGCUGAAAGACAUCCUGAUUUUCUCCUCCACCUUCCCCGAACGUGCCAGCGCCCCUCCCGCAGGCGCCCCCGGCUUACCGGGGCACCUCCCAGACUUACCUCUGGCAAAGAGCAGGGCCUACACCGUGAAGCAGCCCCUGAUAGACUGGAGCACGGCGAGGCCAAGCCUUCUCCCGAGAAUUACGCCUGUGCAAGGACACCAGUGGUUCGGCCAUUUACAGCAAGGCACGGCGCUGCUACUGAAUAUCACUCGUUUUCCUGGUUCUCUUUCCAUACCACCGCCAGUGUUGCCAAGGAAACCUCGAAGGCAGUCUGAAAUAGAAACUCGGAAAACAGACACCGAAAGUCUAGAAGUGGUUCCAAGCUUGGUAGCCCCCCGGGAAGGUCUCAUUAAAACUAAAAAACUGAAUGAAGCAGAGGCCCAAGUUAAGCGCCGUGAUGUGUACAAGACCGUCGUGACAACGCAGUACGAGGCCAUACAAGCCAUGACCGAACUGGCUGUGGUCAACUGUCAAAUAUACGGGAGAAAUGCACUGAACCUCAAGGGGUUUUUUAUCCUGAACUGUCCAGACUUAACACCUUUGGCUUUGCAGUUGAUAUAUCUUAACUUAUCAUUUAAUGACAUCAGUUCCUUUCCUACAGAGAUAUUUUGCCUGAAGUAUUUACAGAUACUGAUCCUGAGGAAUAACCCCAUCAAAGCAAUCCCUUCGGAAAUCCAGCAGCUUCGGUUCCUCAGAGUUUUCAACAUCGCCUUUAAUUUGAUUUUGACUCUUCCGCCUGGGUUAUUUUACUUGCCCUAUCUUGAGGAACUUAAUGUUUCCUACAAUAGUAUUGCUGUUAUUCCGAAUGAAAUCCAGCUACUCAGGUCACUCAGGCUGCUGGUGGUCGAAGGGAAUGACCUGACGUCUUUUCCGCCUGGGAUUUUGAGGCUGAAGCUGAGAAAAAUCCAAUUUGACAAUAACUUCACCCAUCCUUACCUCUGGAAAGAGAACUCUCUGAAUAGUCCACAGCGCCUCACUGAAGCUGCUUCGCUGUCCUUUCUGAAGAAUAAUCUACACAAAUACUACGAUGCGAUCCCGGCGAAAAUUCAAGUGUUACUGAAGUGCGCGUCCAAGUGCGAGUGGUGCCAGGGCCCCAGGUUCGGGGAAGGGUACCGCAUCAUCCAGUCCUGCAACAUCUUCGGGGUGUCCCGCCUGCCCGUGCUGUUCCGCGUCUGCUCCUCGUCCUGCUACCGGGCAGUGAAUGAGAGGAGUGUGUUCUAGACAGUGGCCCUGGGGACAGCACAGCCGCGACGUCGGACUUGACGAUCACACCGUAAUUUUCGAAUUCCACCGAGCCAUUCAGGCCGACGUGAAUAGGGGUUCGCUUCUUCCAGCGCGCGCUG